This is a messenger RNA of Panicum hallii, 1488 nucleotides long. RefSeq names its product transcription factor MYBS1-like. Gene Ontology annotation, molecular function: DNA binding. The record is from RefSeq and is a predicted model, not a curated record. NCBI's taxonomy places the organism in Eukaryota, Viridiplantae, Streptophyta, Magnoliopsida, Poales, Poaceae. The transcript has 2 exons. Bases 211 to 1083 code for a protein of 290 amino acids.
GAUUACUAACCACCAGUAUAUAUCCCUACACGCAACACCACCCUUGUGGAUAAGGCUCUGUGCGUGCGCUAGUUUUAAUUACUAAUACUAAUCGUACCGCGCCGCCGGCCGCCGCCGCCGCCGCCGCAAACGUGCGCCGCUCCGCCACUACCACCGCAGCCAUAUCAUCGCAGGAGCACGCACGCCACGCGGCGAACCAGACGUCCCACGAUGACCACUCUGUCAACGACGACCGCGGCGGCGUGGACCAGGGAGGAGGACAAGGCGUUCGAGAACGCGGUUGCGGCCGCCGCGGCGCCGCCCGCCGAUGGGCCGCCUGACGACGGCUGGUUCACGGCGCUCGCUGCGAGCGUGCCGGCGCGGACGGCGGAGGAGGUGCGGCGGCACUACGAGGCGCUGUUGGAGGACGUGGCCUCCAUAGAGGCCGGCCGCGUCCCGCUCCCGCGCUACGCCGGGGAGGAGUCCUCCGCCGCCACGCCUGACAGCGCCGCCGGUGCUGCGUCCACGCCGAAGGACGGCGGCGGCGGAGGGGGCCACCGGCGCGAGGAGCGGAAGAGCGUCGUCGACGUGGGGAAGAGCUGCUCCAAGGCGGAGCAGGAGCGGCGCAAGGGCAUCCCGUGGACGGAGGAAGAGCACAGGUUAUUCUUGCUGGGGCUGGACAAGUUUGGCAAGGGCGACUGGCGGAGCAUCUCGCGCAACUUCGUCAUCUCGCGGACGCCGACGCAGGUGGCGAGCCACGCGCAGAAGUACUUCAUCCGCCUCAACUCCAUGAACCGCGACCGGCGCCGCUCCAGCAUCCACGACAUCACCAGCGUCACCGCGGGCGAGGUCGCGGCGGCCGGCGCCCCGAUCACGGGCGGCCCCGCCGCCGCGGGCGCGAUGCCGAUGGGGCCCGCGGGCAUGAAGCACCACCACCCGGGGCCGCCGAUGGGCAUGUACGGGCACGCGCCCAUGGGCCACCCCGUCGCCGGCCACAUGGUGGCGCCCGCGGCCGUCGGCACGCCCGUCAUGUUCCCGCCGGGUCACUCGCCCUACGUCGUGCCGGUGGGCUACCCGGCGCCACCGGCCAAGAUGCACCAAUGAUCCCUUAGCUGCAUGAUCUCGAUGCGCUUCUUCUUGCUCAUGCGUUUGCACAUCUGCAAAGCUGCAAUUGUUUGCCUUUGUUCUUUCUUGAUUUUUGUUGAUCUUGUGUAGCUAAAGCAAUCCACCCAUCCUUCCUGGUCUCCCAUUGAUGUAACAUAGAUGACUUGAGUGAGUGCAGGGCAGGCAGGCGAAUAAUAAGUAUCUGCUGACUGUUGCAAGAGCUACUUAUAAUCACACCCAUGGAGGCUCCAGAAACGUGUAAUUAACUGCAGCCUUCCAGGGUGCAUUGAUCUAUCAUUUGUGCAGAGUUGCAACUGGGGAUUGAUGGAUUCCAUUUUGCGGAUGUAAAUUGGUUGCAUAUAUCUCAUUUAUGCAUAAAGAUAUUGAUCGCCACAUUACAUUUAC